UUUCAUUGGCGGUUAGGGUUGCGACUACCUAGCUAUCAAACUGUUUGUGUUUUAUUAGCAGCCGUUCUUUCAUUUUUCUGUAAAAAGAUAAAAUUAAUUCAUGAUUAAAACGUGACUAUUGCGAAUUAUAUUGAGAGUAAGCGUGAGCACAUUAACUUUUCGGUUAACGUUAGAUAGCUAGUUGGCUAACAUUAGCUGCAAGGCUAACUUGGGUAGCUUUUAGGUUUCCUGUCUGGAGAUAACUAGAUAGAUAGUUCUGUAGCUAACUGUCGAGCUGUAGGUCUGUCCUCCCCUCAGUUCACGUCCGUUUGCUUGGUAACGACUCGGGAGUGUCGACUCUCAGUGAUGGACGACGAACCAGAGAGAUCGAAACGGUGGGAAGGGGGUUACGAGAGGACAUGGGAAGUACUGAAGGAGGAUGAGUCUGGGUCCCUCAGAGCCACUGUGGAAGACAUUCUUUUCCAGGCCAAAAGGAAAAGGGUGUUCGAAAGUCACGGACAGGUUCGGCUGGGAAUGAUGCGUCACCUGUAUGUGGUGAUUGAUUUGUCCCGAUCUAUGGAGGAUCAGGACCUGAAGCCCAACAGGCUCACAUCCACCCUAAAGUUGAUGGAGUAUUUCGUGGAUGAGUACUUCGACCAGAACCCCAUUAGUCAGAUUGGAAUCAUCACUACGAAGAACAAGAGGGCCGAGAGACUGACUGACCUGGCGGGCAACCCUAAGAAGCACACGGCAGCCUUGAAAAAAACCGUGGACUCGGCGUGUAUGGGCGAGCCGUCCCUUUACAACGCUCUCAGCAUCGCCAUGCAGACACUUAAACACAUGCCAGGACACACUAGCAGAGAGAUCUUGGUCAUCUUCAGCAGUUUAACCACCUGCGAUCCAGCCAACAUCUACGACCUCAUCAAGACACUGAAAGCAUUGAAAAUCCGAGUGUCAGUGAUUGGGCUGUCUGCAGAGGUGCGGGUGUGUACCGUUCUCACCAGAGAAACAGGAGGGAGCUACAGCGUGAUCCUGGACGAGAGCCACUACAAGGAGCUGUUGAUGUUGCACGUCCGGCCGCCUCCUGCCAGCUCCUCCUCCGAGUGCUCCCUGAUCCGCAUGGGCUUCCCUCAGCACGUCAUCACCUCGGUGACCGACCGGGAUGCUAAGCCCUCCUUCAGCAUGUCGCACCUGGACAGCUCAAGCGAAGAUGCGGGACUCACUCUGGGUGGAUACUACUGCCCCCAGUGCAGGGCCAAGUACACGGAGCUGCCUGUCGAAUGUAAAGUCUGCGGGCUGACACUGGUCUCUGCUCCCCACCUGGCUCGCUCCUUCCAUCACCUCUUUCCCCUGAGUGCCUUUGAGGAGCGCCCCCUGGAGGAGCACACGGGAGACAGGUUUUGCCAAGCUUGCCAAGGAGAGCUGAAAGACAAAAGCGUGAGUGUCGUGUUCUCUUAUUUUUGCAUCGCUGCUGCUGUUUUUUUUUGGGUUUUUUUAUAUACCGAUUUGGACUCCUGUCCGCGCGCAGGUCUACGUGUGUCCAACGUGUAGCAGUGUGUUCUGCGUGGAGUGUGACAUAUUCAUUCACGAUACGCUGCACAGCUGUCCGUCGUGCAUCCACGCUCAGGGAGCAUCCUAACCGCCC
Molecule: messenger RNA, 1624 nt
Organism: Electrophorus electricus (electric eel)
Lineage: Eukaryota; Metazoa; Chordata; Actinopteri; Gymnotiformes; Gymnotidae
Gene: gtf2h2
Product: general transcription factor IIH, polypeptide 2
Biological process (GO): regulation of transcription by RNA polymerase II; nucleotide-excision repair; DNA-templated transcription
Cellular component (GO): transcription factor TFIIH core complex; transcription factor TFIIH holo complex
Molecular function (GO): zinc ion binding
Source: RefSeq, a predicted model, not a curated record